AUGAGAGGCGUUUAUUUACUGACCUGUGCAGUCCUGCUGUGCGGAGUCCACGGACGGCUCCGGAACUCCACGGACUCCUCGGGGAUCCUGCAGCCGAGUGGGGAUCCUCUGAUCCGGGGCAGCUCCGCGUCCGGCGGACACAGGACGCGGAGGAGACGUUACAUCAGCCAGAGCGACAUGGUGGCCAUCCUGGACUACCACAACCAGGUCCGGGCCAACGUGUUCCCCCCUGCGGCCAACAUGGAGUUUAUGAUGUGGGACAAUGACCUGGCCCGGACAGCCGAGGCCUGGGCUGCCACCUGUCUGUGGGAACACGGACCCGCCUACCUGCUGCAGUUCUACGGUCAGAACCUGUCCGUCAGGACCGGAGGGUACCAGUCUAUCCUGCAACUGGUCAAACCUUGGUAUGAUGAAGUCAAUGACUAUGUGUUUCCAUAUCCUCACCUGUGCACACCCAGAUGUCCUCUUCUGUGUUACGCACCCAUGUGUACUCACUACACACAGAUGGUGUGGGCCACCACCAGCAGAGUGGGCUGUGCAGUUCACACCUGCUACAACAUGUUUGUGUGGGGAGCUGUGUGGAGAGAAGCCACCUUCCUCGUCUGUAACUACUCCCCUAAGGGUAACUGGAUCGGGGAGGCUCCUUACAGGGUGGGGGUUCCAUGUUCUGCCUGUCCAUCCAGCUAUGGUGGAUCCUGCAGCAACAACAUGUGCUUCCCAGCUGUCCAGUCCAACUACAUGUACUGGUUUAAGUGAAGAUGCAGGACAGUGAAGCUUCUGGAUGAAUCAUAUGUAACUGGAGAACACUUUUUCAACUCACAGAAAACAGCCAUCAGAUACUGCUCUAGAAAUGUAACCGACAAAGAAUGUUUCUGGUGAUACAAAGUUUGACAUUCUAUCCAGUAACCCUUGGGAUGUGAAAGGCAACACACUUAGGGUCAGGACUACUUUUGUGGUCACAGACCGGUGCUGAUGAGACCUAAAUAGAAUGUGCAAUUCACAAAGCACCUGCAAAGGGUUGAAUUCACCUCAAACUGUGCUGUGCAAAUAGCUUCAUGGUGCACCUGUGCCAUUUGCAUGUGAAUUAGGGUAUAUUUACACAUUCGGUGCUAGAUCAGUCUUUUUUUAUGUGUAAUUCACAAAGGAUCAUGUAGUUUCUUACAAGCAGUCAAACUGGUGCUAUUAAGAUUUGUAGGAAAUGUUUAAUAAUUGUGCACAAACUGAUCUGUCUUUUGAGUCUUGAACAUUGUGUGUACAUAAAUAGUGGCCGCCAUUUUAAAGCCAGUAAUUUGUGAUGUGGCCAUGUUGGCUUUUUGGAGCCACAAGUGACUAUAUAUAGACAAAAUAGACAGAACCAAGGGGUUAAAGGUGAGCUAAUCCUAAACACUAGCUUAUACAGUAAAAGAGUAAACUUCAUCAAGUCCUGUGGAAAAAAAGUCAUUUUAUGGUCUUACCAGUAAAACUUAUUAACCGCAACUUUUUUUAAGGAAAAAAAAGCAGUUUAUUAAACAAGUGGUUCCAGGCACAACAAUCCCCGCCCCUCGCAUGUAUUGUUGCUUAUUUUGGCAUCGAUCCAGCUGACUUCAUCGCGUCAGUGUGUGUGCUGAUGUCAGCGCAGACAUAGACAGCACAGACACAUUUCAGCCAUUAUAAGUAAAUGGGAAGAAAAAAAAAGAUUUUUAAAAUUCAUAAAAAAUUUUAACUUCGACCUACUUUUCCCCGAAUGUAAAGACAUCUAUUUUGGGUCACUGGUAAUCUAUAAACCCAAUUUAGUUUGAAUUCAACUAAUAGUUUUGCUGGUACAAACGUGAAAUUUUGCCUAAUAUAUGUAAAUUGGGGAAAAAAAAAAAAAGAUUUUAAAAAUUCAUAAAAAAUAGAAACUUUGACCUACUUUUCCCAAAAUGUAUUGACAUCUAUUCUGGGUCACUGGCAAUCUAAAAAU
This is a messenger RNA of Sphaeramia orbicularis (orbiculate cardinalfish), 1942 nucleotides long. Its product is annotated as peptidase inhibitor 15-like. Gene Ontology annotation, cellular component: extracellular region. The transcript is spliced from 5 exons. NCBI's taxonomy places the organism in Eukaryota, Metazoa, Chordata, Actinopteri, Kurtiformes, Apogonidae. The coding region runs from base 1 to 756 and encodes 251 amino acids. The record is from RefSeq and is a predicted model, not a curated record.